AUGGCAAAGGUUUCCAGCAAGAAGACUUCGGUCAAGAAGACCGAGUCUCCCAAGACCAAGUCAAUCCCUCCUCAGCUGAUCGCCUCGGUCGCGGCUUUCUUGUCGGACAAUUUCCCGGAGACCAGCACCGCAUUCACCAAGGAAGCGGCAAAGUCGAUCAAGAAGAGUGAUGCGAAAAAUGUUCCCUCUCUCUUGGAACUCUUCCAGGCCUCGGAGAAGAGCGCUAGCGUGAAGAAGUCUGCUAGCCCCAGCUCAAGCAGCAGCUCCGAUAGCGACUCCGAUGUUGAGAUGGGCGAGGCCACUCGUUCGUCCUCUUCGUCUUCGUCUUCUUCCAGCUCUGACAGCGAUGCUGAUGAUGAGGAUGAUGAUGAGUCUCCUGCGGCUCCCGCUGCCGCCCCUGCUCCAGUUCAGAAGUCUGCUGGUGUGAAGCGCAAGGCUGAGUCUAGCAGCGAGUCUAGCAGCUCUUCCGACUCUGACUCGUCCUCUUCGUCCGAAGAUGACAGCCCUAAGGCCAAGAAGGCCAAGACUGCUCCUACCCCCAAGGAGGCUUCCUCUUCGUCUUCCUCUUCGUCUUCCUCUUCGUCCUCCGACUCUUCGUCCUCUUCUUCGGAUUCUUCCAGCUCUGACUCCGAUUCCUCGUCGAGCUCUUCCUCGUCCGAUUCAUCCUCUGAUUCGUCGUCCGAUUCUUCUUCCGAGUCCUCUUCCGACUCUUCCUCAUCCUCCGACUCUUCUUCCGAGUCCGAGUCCGAGUCCGAGUCCGAGAAGGAAUCCAAGAAGGCUCUGAAGAAGGCAAAGAAGACUCCUCUCCCUGAGUCUGACUCUUCUUCCGAAUCGGAGUCUUCAUCAUCCGACAGCAACACCCUCGCGGCUUCUCCCGAGACCGAGACCAAGCCCGCUAAGAAGGCCGUCGAGGCCGUCGAGGCUGUCCAGACCACCUCCUCCAGCGCCAGCCCUGCUCCUGGCAACGGACCCGUCAAGAAGAAGCACACCGGAGCUCGCCCCACUCCUCUGGCUCUCCUGAGCGAGCUGCCUCAUGACCACCCCUCCAACGACUACAUGUCGUACGCCUACGCAGACCGCGCCUGGAAGGACCUGUCUGUGACUCGCGGCAAGGGAUUCACCAAGGAAAAGAACAAGAAGAAGCGUGGCUCCUACCGUGGCGGUCCCAUCGAUAUUGCCCCCGGCACGACCUCUUUCAAGUUCGAGGACUAA
Penicillium concentricum is the source of this 1212-nucleotide messenger RNA. Its product is annotated as nucleolar and coiled-body phosphoprotein 1 family protein. The transcript has 2 exons. Lineage: Eukaryota; Fungi; Ascomycota; Eurotiomycetes; Eurotiales; Aspergillaceae. The coding region runs from base 1 to 1212 and encodes 403 amino acids. The record is from RefSeq and is a predicted model, not a curated record.